Messenger RNA from Eufriesea mexicana, 1617 nucleotides. It is a transcript of the gene nesd, whose product is annotated as SHC binding and spindle associated nessun dorma. NCBI's taxonomy places the organism in Eukaryota, Metazoa, Arthropoda, Insecta, Hymenoptera, Apidae. The coding region runs from base 1 to 1617 and encodes 538 amino acids. Gene Ontology annotation, biological process: male meiosis cytokinesis; spermatogenesis. The transcript has 4 exons. The record is from RefSeq and is a predicted model, not a curated record.
AUGGAGAUAUAUACCUUUGACAAGAGUCUUCAAGAGAGACUAGUUGAAUUAGCCGAAAUUUUAUCCAGCAGAGAUAAAAUUGUCCCUGCAUCACAAAUUCAGGCAGAAUGGUCUUUUCAUGUAGAGCUUGUAUUAGAACCUGUUGGCUGGCAAGCAUUAUGGAGAAUACCACGUUUAGUCUGUGAAAAUUUUCAAAUUCAUUAUCCUACUAUAGUAGUUGUAGAAGUUGAGCAAGUUGAUUUCUCUGAUCUAUCUGCAUUGGUAAAAAUUACUGCAGUUCAAGAAGAAAUUCAAUUACCCGAUAAAUAUGAUGUACCACUCAUUGAGCUUUAUCCAACUCAUAAUCAAGAAAAUAAUGUUUUAGACAUGGUGGGUACUGCAAGUUGUAUUGAUCAGCUAAGGUUUUUUUAUAAUUAUUUAUGGAUGCCAUGGGACUUAGAUGAUGAUGAUAAUAUUGAUUGGGUGUCUGUACAUUUGGAAACAAGGAUCAGAUUGUUUUUUGAUAUGAAGAGGGGUAUUAUUAGUAAUGAAACUAGUGAUAUUAUUAGAAGUUUGGUAAGAGAGGGAAGAGAAAUCCAACAAAAGAUAUCAAGAUUGGAGGAUACUAUUUCUGAAGGAGAAGAAUCACACACGGAUAUAGUAGAUGGAGGAACAGCAUGCCAAUUGAUGAAACUUCAUUUUCGAUUACAAGAAAUUAAAAGAGAGAUGGAAGUUCUUGAAAAUCCAGCUAUGAGAGAAAUUCUUGUUAUGAAUCAAACUUCAUCUUUAAAUAAUGAUAAAAUAGAAAAGAAGGAAAGUAAAGUAAGAUGUAAAGCAGGCCAUUUUGUAUGGCUUGGUGGUACUCUAGAAGAAAUGAAAGAAACUAUAAAUAGAGUUCAAGCUUCUUUACCUGCAGAAUUGUUUCUUAAAAUAUCUGGAUCUCUGUUGGAAACUCUACAUGUAUGCGAUGCAGGAGAUAUUGUUGUAGUUGGGAAAGGAACUCAUCAAAUAAAGGGUACUGGUAGUUUAGAAGAUGGAGGUACAAUCAGAGGAAUUUAUAGUUCAGAGCAUACUAUUCUUAAUACGAAAGACACUGAGAGUGCAACAUCAUUGCUUGACUUUUCUGGUAAUGAAGUUUUAUUAGAAAAUGUUACUGUUGAUGUGGGUGAUCUCAGAGCAGCUGUAAUAGUGAGAGCUGGAGCCACAGUAAUACUUAAUUGUAAAAUAUGUGCUUUAAAUCACAGUAUGGUGAAAUUAGGAGUUGUAGUUCUACCUGGUGCAAAACUAAUAAUAGAAAAUACAGCUUUUGAAAACCUUGGUACUGGAUUGGUUAUUUAUACCAAAGGAGACGUAUUUAUGCAUAAUUGCAGCUUCAAAAACUGUGCAGAGGGUAUACAAUUUUGCGGCGAUGGAAAAUUAUCAAUUAAAAAUUGUUUUUUGGGUUAUUUUAAAGAAUAUGCUAUUCGAUUAGAAACGCAAAAAUAUUUAAAUGAUUCAAAACCUAAAUGUGGUGGUAUCGAACUAUUAGAAAAUGUAUCUGAAAUUUCUUUAGAAGAAUGUAAAUUUGAAGGUAAUGGUAAAGGAGAUGUCAUGCUAAAAUUAUGGAAACCAUUAGUUUCGAAGAUGCAGAAUGAAUAA